Molecule: messenger RNA, 1095 nt
Organism: Oikopleura dioica
Lineage: Eukaryota; Metazoa; Chordata; Appendicularia; Copelata; Oikopleuridae
Source: the annotation of a GenBank genome assembly
AUGGUCGAGGAAUACAUUGAAUUGAGAAAUGGAGCCAAAAUGCCCCGAGUCGGCCUUGGUACCUGGCAAGCGCCUCCAGAUCUUACCAAGGCGGCGAUAAAAUGCGCGGUAAAAUCUGGCUACAGGUUGUUGGACACUGCGAAUGAUUAUUCAAACGAGCAUGUGAUUGGGGAAGCACUCGAAGAGCUGUUUUCCGAGGGCGUCGUCAAGCGCGAAGAACUCUUCAUCCAGUGCAAGCUCUGGAACACCAACCAUCGACCUGAACACGUCAAGCAAGAUCUUCUUGACACUCUUCACGACCUCAAGCUUGACUACGUCGACUCGUUCGUGAUCCACUGGCCUCAAGCGGUCCCUAGCAAUGGAAAAUACUGCGCCAAACGAUCUGAUGGCUGUUCUUUGGCUCACGAAUCGAAAAAGACAAUGUUCCCUGUCGACGAUGAUGGCUACUGGUGUACUGAUAAAGAGUCGCACUACGUGGACACAUGGGCGGUGAUGGAAACUCUCGUCGACGAAGGAUUGACUAGAUCGAUCGGCCUUUCUAACUUUAACCGUCGCCAGGUGGAAGAGAUCCUCAGCGUCACGAAAAAACACUUCCCCUGUGUCCUCCAAAACGAGAGCCAUCCUUAUCUCCACGAGCUCGACCUGCGCAACUUUUGCCGCAUCAACAGGAUCGCCUUUCAAGCGUACUCCGCCUUAGGAAGUGCUAAUCGACCUUGGCGAAACUUCGGGAGCAUCACUUCUGGCGCUCCAAAAACUGGUCACGAAAUUCUCGAGCACCCUGACAUUUUGAAAAUCGCUCAGAAAUAUGGAAAAUCCACUGCCAAUGUUGUCAUGCGAUGGCAUCUACAAAUCGGAGGAACUCUUGUUGCAAAGUCAACUAAUCCUGGAAGAAUUGAAGCAAACUACAAAGUGUGGGAUUUCGAACUAACUCAGGAUGAGAUGAGCGUAUUCGAAGAGCUCAAUGUCGGCUGGCGACAUUUAAUUUGGCCCGAGACGUCCAAUCAUCCCGACUUUCCCUUCAAAGAUGAUCUCCCCACGAUUACGUCCUGCAGAAGCCUGAUCCGAGACUUUUCCAAAGAAGUUAAAUAUUUAUAA